CUAAAUUGGCAGCACUGUGUGUGUGAAGAAGUUGAUUGCAAUAAAUUUUGUAAAAAAAAAAUUAGAAAGAAGGUGGUAAAAAGGAAGAGACGAACAAUAUUUAUGAAAAAACUGAUUAAUAAUAGUUCACGCGCACAAUCAAAUUGAUACAACAGGUACAAGGAACAGUUAGUGACCGUCUUAUCACUCAGGAUUUUGGUUUUUGCGUUUGCAGUAAAGCGUUUCUGAGACAAGCUAUAAUCAGAACGGGGCAAACUAAAUCAUGUCCUAUCAACUAUAUCGCAACACGACCUUGGGCAAUACCCUGCAGGAGAGUCUCGAUGAGCUUAUCCAGUAUGGACAAAUAACGCCAGCGCUAGCCUUUAAGGUGCUCCUACAGUUCGACAAGAGCAUCAACAAUGCACUUAAUCAGCGCGUUAAGGCUCGCGUCACAUUUAAGGCGGGAAAACUAAAUACAUAUCGGUUUUGUGACAAUGUUUGGACCCUCAUGCUGAACGAUGUGGAAUUUCGGGAGGUUCAUGAAUUCGUCAAAGUCGACAAGGUGAAGAUUGUGGCCUGCGAUGGCAAAAGCGGAGAGUUCUAAUCACCGCUCCUACGAUAAUUGAAGAAAAAUAUUUUAUUUUUAAGAUUUAUAUUUGAUAAGUAUAUAUGCAGCCAACACUUGAAUGAAAAUCUUGUUAAUUCAAA
This is a messenger RNA of Drosophila willistoni, 687 nucleotides long. RefSeq names its product transcription initiation factor IIA subunit 2 (gene TfIIA-S). The coding region runs from base 263 to 583 and encodes 106 amino acids. Lineage: Eukaryota; Metazoa; Arthropoda; Insecta; Diptera; Drosophilidae. Gene Ontology annotation, biological process: transcription initiation at RNA polymerase II promoter; RNA polymerase II preinitiation complex assembly. The transcript has 2 exons. Gene Ontology annotation, cellular component: transcription factor TFIIA complex. The record is from RefSeq and is a predicted model, not a curated record. Gene Ontology annotation, molecular function: TBP-class protein binding; RNA polymerase II general transcription initiation factor activity.